GAAAAACAUUAGGGUCUUCCUCGUCAUCUUCAUUCUGUUCUCGAAAUCCAUUGUGCUUCUUUCCUUCAUUGAUUCGGCCAAGUCUAUCUGGAAGAGAAGAGGUUAUUCUAUUAACCCUUAUCUCUACGGGAGGCCGAUAGGACUCACUGCGGUGACAGAUUUCAUGACUCCACCUCAGUGGUCACUGCUCCGGCCCUCAAUCUGUCCAAAGUUUAUCUUUUGUUUCUGAUUAUGACUCCGUUACCAUCCUUGGUCCAGCCGAAAAGUUAGAUAACGCACACAGGGUGGAGCUUAACAAAUUAUUAUAAAAAGCCGCGCCAUCCACAAUGAGACCACUGAGCUCAGAAGACAACCAUGUGGAGCGUGCUGCUGCUGACCCUGGCGCUGGCCAUAUUGGCCCAGGCUGAAUCAUCAGGUGGAAGAUGCUGUGACACCCCGCCAGAGUACCAUGGCGCUAAGGACUGCAGAGAGCUGCUGGAAAGAGGAGCGCACAUUAGCGACUGGUAUACCAUCUACCCUGAAGAUGAAAAACCAAUGAAAGUCUAUUGUGACAUGCACACCGAUGGAGGAGGAUGGAUUGUCUUUCAGAGACGUUGGGAUGGAUCUGUGGAUUUCACCCGUAACUGGAAAGCUUACAAAGAGGGAUUUGGAAGCCGUCAAGAAUUCUGGCUGGGGAAUGAGAAUAUACAUAAAUUAACAAAAGAUGGUAAAUAUGAGCUGCGUAUUGAUCUCCACGAUUCUAUAUCUGUGAAGUAUCAUGCAAAAUACUCUACCUUCAAGAUUCUGAGCGAGUGUGAGAAGUACAAGUUACUGCUGGGCCCCUUCAGUGGUGGAAAUGCAGGGGACUCUCUGCUUAUGCAUAAUAACAUGAAGUUCACCACCUUCGAUGAAGACAAUGAUGAACACUUGACUGCUAACUGCGGGGGUCUCUUUAAGGGAGGCUGGUGGUUCAAGUCUUGCGUCAAGGCCCACAUGAACGGGCUAUAUAUCAAAGGCGAACACAAAGAUUCUAAUAUUGGCAUCAACUGGUUCACGGCAAAGGGGGACCACUACUCUUUUGAGCAUUCAGAAAUGAAGUUCAGGCUGGUGUUCUGAAGACCGAGAUGACUGUAUAGAGGAAGUCCUGACGACACCUACAGCACUAGAUUCUCCGAUUCCUCCAGUACCUAGAAUAUAAAAUGAGGGUUGUAGUUAUAUGACAUUUAUAAUAAAGAUUAAUUAUUGCAGAGUAAAACGUUUUACAAUUUUGUAACAAAUUUAGCAUUUCAACCUCUCGCGACUUUCAAGAUCUUUGCUUGAUGUCAACGUAUACACAAUCCUGAACAUUUUCACUAACUGACAGCAAGCCAAGAUCUUGAGAAUGGGAGCUUUAAGCUCUUGUGAGACUACAAAUCCCAGAAGACCCUGAAAUCCUGAAACACUGCCUGAAUACUAUGAUUUACGUGUUACCUUUAUUGUGUAUACAGACAUCGCCACUCUGGACCAUCGGCGGCCAUGUCUGCACCCUGUGGAUAAACAAUCACACUCCUCAAUAAAAUAGCUGAUUAUUGCUUCAUAUUUCAAGUGUAUUUAGCAUUUUUUGUAUUUUAAGAACAUUUAUGGGAGCGUUAAACCUACUCAGUGUUACUAUUUGAGGGAAUCUGUCAGCUGUAUUUGCUGUAAGAGUUGCAGACAUGGUUGGAAUGCUGUCUGGACUGUGUUUCUGAAUCAGUUUGCAUCUAGCUGUUGCAAAACUUCAUCUCCCAGCAUGUCCGGACAGCUGAAGGCGUAAAGAGGUAAAAAGGGUAAGGGACCACAGAAAUAUAGGUGGACACUCCAAAAAUCCUGUUAUAGAUGGAGGCACUGCUGAGAUAAAUUGGGGGUACAGCCAGUAA
Molecule: messenger RNA, 1874 nt
Organism: Hyla sarda
Lineage: Eukaryota; Metazoa; Chordata; Amphibia; Anura; Hylidae
Product: ficolin-2-like
Exons: 7
Coding region: 355-1095 (246 amino acids)
Source: RefSeq, a predicted model, not a curated record